Metarhizium album ARSEF 1941 is the source of this 2256-nucleotide messenger RNA. Its product is annotated as La domain family. The coding region runs from base 1 to 2256 and encodes 751 amino acids. Gene Ontology annotation, molecular function: RNA binding. Gene Ontology annotation, cellular component: cytoplasmic stress granule; cytosol. Gene Ontology annotation, biological process: positive regulation of translation. NCBI's taxonomy places the organism in Eukaryota, Fungi, Ascomycota, Sordariomycetes, Hypocreales, Clavicipitaceae. The record is from RefSeq and is a predicted model, not a curated record. The transcript is spliced from 2 exons.
AUGGCGGCUUCCUCGACAUUUUCUUACGCGCAAGCGGCGAAGGGACAGAGCGCGUCCGGCUCUACGGCUUUACCAAACGUUGCGUCCCAACCUCAAAGUACUGCGCCUCCCACUACGUCCGAUGACUCUGCCGAGCCUUCGGGCGUUUCCCGCCCCCUCGUGGCGGCUGAGAAGCAAGAUGUUGACAGUAAUAUUGGUUCCGAGAGCGAUCUGCGCUCCGAGACGACUAACGACCGACGCUCUGAGUUGAGACGAGAUGACGAUUCCGGGAGACUGGACCGGCCCUGGAGGAGGACAGACAAGGGCACGAGAUCCUCGAGCACAGCUACAGGGUCUGUCGACGAGCACGAGUCAAGGAAACCUCGCAAGGCUAAGAAGUCCAAGGCCUCCCCAGAUAAACAAGAGAAUGAUCAGCUAUCAGCAGCCGACAAGGAUAAAGAGGCGGCACCGCAGACUGAAAAGGUCGAGUUAUCUGAGGCACCCAUUCCUUCGGUCAAUAUCUGGGUCCAGCGAAAGGAGCAGCACUCCAAAGCCAAGCCAACCCCCUCCGAGGCCACGCUCAAUGGUGCUUCUAGCCAUAAUGGCGAGGUAAAAAGGCCCGCCAGGGACCCCGUUUCUACAAAUACCGCAAAAGAAAAUUCACCUGUCAAUGGCGCCAAGUCAAAUCGUAAGAAUGGCGACGCUACUCGUUCCGACCGAAAUGGUAGCCGGGGGUCCCGGUUAGCCGAAACCACCAAGACUGAGCUGCCUCCGCCUGUGGAAGAUGCUGCUUCCUGGCCUACGCCCGAGACUGCGAUCAAGGAGGAGCAGAGGAGGCCUGCUGCCGCCAAGCCUGUUCCUCUACAAGAAAAGGAACCUCAAGAAGAUCCAUCCCAUACCAAGCGAAACAAGGAAAAGUGGGUUGCUUAUGAUUACGUACCGACGGUCAACUUCGAGACCCAGCUGCCGCAGAUGCGCGGCUCCAAGCCUCGUGGCGGUGCCCGCAGCGCCAACAAUGGCCGAACUGCCCCUAAUGGUGCCCAUUCCGGCGACAAGGCCUCUGCCUAUGCCGCUCCGAGCAAGCCCGCCGAGUCCAAGGACCGGGCCAAGGACAAUACUGCCGGUACCACCAAGAGUGCACUGGUUCCUCCGGCCCCCAAGCGACCUUCAGUAGACGUCGGCACUGCUGCUAAGGAGCAGAAGAAGACGACUGCCCAAUCAGGUAACGACAAGGCAAAGGACGGCACCGCAACACUGUCAUCUAACACUAGUAACAACCGCUCUGAAGGCAGAGCUGAAAGAGGGCGGGGAGGCUAUCGCGGUCGGGGUGCCCAUCACGCCGUCAAUUCUCACUCGCAACACCAACACACCGGUGCCAACAACUUUUCGAACAACGGAUCAGUGCCCGGAAGACCCCAGGGUCCUUACAGCCCUCCACUACGACAGGGUCCCCAUGGCCAAGGCUACAUGCCUCCUCCUCAGCGAGGUGGAAGAGGCCGCAAUGGGGCUGGUAAUAACUUCCACCGCAUGUCUCUUCCCAACGGUACUCCCCGUAUCACUCCCAUUCAGACUCAAUUUGGCGCUUAUGAGUAUCCCAUGCCGCUGUCCGCCUUGCCGUAUCAACAGCCUCCCAUGUGGGACAGCAUGAUGAUGGCUGUGCUGAAGAAUCAGAUCGAGUACUAUUUUUCGAUUGAAAACUUGUGCAAGGACAUGUAUUUGCGAAAGCGCAUGGACUCGCAAGGCUUUGUUAAUCUGCCUUUCAUUGCCGCCUUCAAGCGUAUUCGGGAACUUACCUCGGAUGUGGCAUUAAUUCGAGCCGUAUGCGAAACAUCUUCGGACCUCGACUUUGUGGUUGGCGAUGAUGAUAUCGAGCGCCUGCGCCGUCGUCACGGCUGGCAGAACUUCAUCCUGCCGUUGGAAGACCGUGACGAGUUCGCCCGCAACCCAGGCCCGGCACAGGUAACCUUCAAGAACCGCCCGUACACCUACAUCCCGCAAUAUAACGGUGCUAUGCCCAUGACUUUCGGAAUGGCUCCCUCGAUGGGCUUCCCCGCGCAGGGUGAUGCUACAUUCCAACAAUUUGCAGAAGGCGCACCUUCUGGUCAGUCUGUCAAUGGACUUGCCAACGGCAACGGCCACUCCCAUGGUACCAGCACCCAGUUGUCAGCCAAUGUUCCAGACUUUUCUCCUUCAGGGUUGGCAAUGCGAACCUCUGAUACCCUGGGCCACGCCCCGGAAGCAGCCAGCGGUCUGACUAAUGGAAUCCAUGCCGAGUAA